AGUUUGACAAGAGAAACUACACGCUCCUCACACACGCUCUCUGGCUCGGUUGAUUUUUCCGAGUGCAGGUGGCACAUUUGUAACUUUAGUGUUUGUUCUCAUGUGGGGGAUAACGCGGCAAAAAGUUUAACCUUAAAGAAUUCUUAUUUGAGGUGAUGAAUUAUUGUUUUGGUUAUUUAAUUGUUGGAAAAUCGAUCAAUGCCACCUAAAAAAAAAUCCGGGGGGGCGAAGGCUGCGAAAUCUAAGGGGGGUGAUGAGGGGGAGAAGGGGAAGGGGGAGAAGAAAGGGGGAACUGCUGUUAAGGUCAGGCAUAUUCUGUGUGAGAAACAGUCCAAGAUUCUCGAAGCUAUGGAGAAACUGAAGGCUGGACAGAAGUUCAAUGAAGUCGCAGCUACUUAUAGUGAAGAUAAGGCACGCUCCGGUGGAGAUCUUGGCUGGCAGACCCGAGGAGCAAUGGUAGGUCCUUUCCAAGACGCAGCAUUCGUCCUACCAAUCUCCAACCUCGGCAAUCCAAUCUACACCGAUCCCCCAGUAAAAACGAAAUUCGGAUACCACAUUAUCAUGGUAGAAGGUAAAAAAUGAUCACAAGAAUAGUACACACCAAAUCCCCAAUAUUCUGUAAAUACUUUUUUAUUAUCAUCAUACACAAAUAAAAUUUAU
Messenger RNA from Diachasma alloeum, 660 nucleotides. Its product is annotated as peptidyl-prolyl cis-trans isomerase NIMA-interacting 4. The coding region runs from base 199 to 582 and encodes 127 amino acids. Gene Ontology annotation, biological process: rRNA processing. Gene Ontology annotation, molecular function: peptidyl-prolyl cis-trans isomerase activity; DNA binding. NCBI's taxonomy places the organism in Eukaryota, Metazoa, Arthropoda, Insecta, Hymenoptera, Braconidae. The transcript is spliced from 3 exons. The record is from RefSeq and is a predicted model, not a curated record.